Molecule: messenger RNA, 906 nt
Organism: Trematosphaeria pertusa
Lineage: Eukaryota; Fungi; Ascomycota; Dothideomycetes; Pleosporales; Trematosphaeriaceae
Product: putative short-chain dehydrogenase
Exons: 3
Coding region: 193-906 (237 amino acids)
Source: RefSeq, a predicted model, not a curated record
UAGGUAAGCUGUGGUGUCGAUUUGCGAACAGUGAAUCGGAGGGUUGGGGUUAAAAGGGUUGAGGAAGGACAGUCUUUUCGUCUUAUUAUUAUCACCAAAACUACUUUACUCUCUGCUCUUUGCAUUUCUUCAUACACGCACGGUCUAUAGUUUUAUCUUUCUCAUCACCAGUCAGUCAGCCAGUCACCAAGCAUGUCCACCACCAGCGCAUCCCCCAUCGUCCUGAUCCUCGGCGCCGGGCCCAACAUCGGCAAACACGUCUCCCGCGCCUUCAUCGCCAAAGGCUACAAAGUAGCCCUGACCUCGCGGAGCAGCAAGCCAGAAGACAGCUCCAGCGCAUCGGCAGACCAAAUCCACAUCGCAAGCGACCUCUCCGACCCCAGCGCCGUCAGCAGCGUGUUUGAAAAGGUCAAGGGGGCGCUGGGGCUGCCGAGUGUGGUUGUGUACAACGCCGCCGCCGCGACCAUGAACGAGCCCAUGGACCCACUGUCUCUUCGUGUGCAAGACUUCGCGCGCGACCUCAGCAUCAACACGACUAGCGCCUUUGCCGCCGCGCAACAGGCCGCGCUCGCCUUCGCCCAGCUGCCCGCCUCCGCGUCGAAAACUUUCAUCUACACCGGCAACGCCCUGAACACGAUGACUCUCCCGCCGCUCAUGAGCCUAGGAGUGGGCAAGUCGGCGAUGGCGCAUGUGAUUCAAUCCGCUGUCGCAGCGUACAAAGAGAAAGGGUUCAAGUUUUAUUACGCGGACGAGAGGAAAGAGGAUGGUUCGCCGGUGUAUUCUAAUAUUAGCGGAGAGGCGGCUGCGGAGUGGUACGUUGAGCUCGCUGAGGGGAAGGAGCAGGGCCCUUGGCAGCAGACAUUCGUAAAGAGGAUAGGGUACAAAGACUUCCAAGCCGAAAAGUAG